AGCUGUUCUGGCUGAAGUGCCCCUUCCCAGCUGUAUGGAAUUGAGCUGGCCUUCAGUCACCCCAGCAUCGCGGUGCCAUCGUGAGACUCGGGAGGCCACCCAGGCGUCCCUGGGCUGGAGUUUCUCGCCCUCAGGAGUCACAACAGAGGGCCUCAUUGCGGCUGCGUUGGCCGUGAUCUUCGUCUUCCUGUGCUUCGUGAGCGGGUUCGUGGGUGGGUGCUGCUGCGCCGCGGUGUCGGGCACCGUCUUCCAUCGCUUCAGGCAGUCCUCCACCCUCUCGGUGGUGCAUCAGACACCGGCCGCGUCAUCCCAGGGCCGUUCGAGGCGGGGGCGAGUUCAUCGCUCUCUCAGUCUAGGGCUAGGGGGUCCGCCCAAGUCAAGAGGAAGUAGCUGGGGGACACUGAGGCUCACAGUCAUGGGGGUCGGAGCGAGAGUCCUCCUGAACUACGACGUACAACCAAUCUGGCACGAAAGACUUUUGUUGGAGACGGUGGGCGCCUCGGGGACCCAGUGGGCAAUUGGAGCGCCGGACAAUGACGUGUACCUGGAGGACUUCAGUCAUCACAACCCGACUACCGUCGGGUCCCGGAGGCGUCUUGCCUGGCUCGAUCGACCCCGCGGGGGCCUGCCGCUUCCGCGCCGCACCAGCGGGCGCAGCCUCGGCCGGGCAGCAGGCGGAAGCCAGGUUGGUGGCGGAGUCGGAGGCGGUGAGGCUGGGCGGAGACGCUGCAGGACCACAAGGGUCUGGUGCUGCCUGGCGGGCCGUCGAGAAGGCUCCGGGAGUCGAGCGCGGAGAUGAAGUUCGGCUCUCGGCCCAGGCGGUCAUCAGCGGGCCCCGCGCCAUCCACGCAUCCUCCGACGCGGAGGGGAAAGUGCACCAUGCGCUGUGCGCUCAGGUGCCGUCUUGCGACGUCCCAGACUUCAAGAGGAAGUUCAAGAUCGACGAGGAGGUGGGCGACGCGGACGCGCGGGUGCUGCCGGUGAAGCUCCAGGGCAGGCUGCGCCACAGGGGCUAUGGCGAGGCGGUCGACAAGCUAGACGAGGUCACCUUCGAGGACCGGGGGGGUCAUCUUCCUGGGCCUCGCACGGCGCUCUGGCGCGCGAAGUUCUUGGUGCGGCGGGGGGGGCCCAUGGCGCACCGCGAGUGGUGGAAGUCGGUCUCCAAGCUCAGCGAGUCCGACUUCGGAGUUGCAGAGCACGAGAGCGCCGCGAGGGCCUUCCAGGCCGCACUUGAGUAUGACCAGCUGGACGUGCCGAACUUGAUUUCCAUGGAGCACACGAUGCGUCGGGCCCAGCUGGUCGAGUACUACCACUGGGAGCGCACGAGGCAGGAGAUGACGUCGAAGUCGGGGGGCGUCAAGGGGCCCGACAAGGAGGAGCAACUGGUGUUCAUGGGGGCGCACCAGAACCAGGGCAACUUGAUGAUCUCGCCCGACCUCGUCGCGUUCACGGCGAGGAGUUGGAGAGGCAGAGCGCCAUCGACAAGCAGAGCCGCAAGGCGCGUGAGGAGCGCGCCUUGCGGAGGAAAUGACUGCCUCUGGGGCGGGCCUCGGGAUCGCCCGACCGAGGCCUGGAGACAGCAGGGAGGUGCCGGCAGUGGCCGCGCUGCCCGGCACAGAGGAGGCAGCGGCAGGUUCCUGGGCUCCACGUUCGCCGUUGUCCAGGGCCGUGAGGCUGCGCAACCUCAGGAGGCUGCGCCGCGAGGGGAAGGUCGCGGCGGCGGCUCGGACGCUGUGGGAGCUAGAGUUCGGCUCCGAGGCAGGCCUCCACACGGGGUCGCUCGACGAGCUCGCCGAUGCCGAGGAGCUGAAGUUUCUCCGCCUUCGCGCGGCGCAGCUGGGCGCCCCGCCGGAGGAAAUGUGCGCCCGGGGAGCCUUUGAAGAGCUCCAGGGUGCUGAUGACUAUGCAGGAGUGCCGUGUGCUCUUGCACCUCUGGACGUGAGCCUGCUCAGUUUGCCGUAGCCAGGGUUCUGCCCUCAGGAUUUGGGCACUUUGUUAGGUCCUGAGGGCGCCGAUUUCGUUUCGAGGUUGUCCAGUGAAGCCGUUUUGCCGAAGGAGCAGCAGCAGCAGCGUGCCAGGGAGGAGCUCGGUUUGGCCAGGCCUUACUGGGACCCCCGGGUUUCAAGCAAGAAGUUCUGCUAGCUUGCUGCUUCGUCUCCAGCGUGCAGGCCUGAUUGAGUACAGUUUUCAAGAUGGUGUCCAUGUGGGCAUCUUUGCGGCUUGGCAGUCCGAUCGAGCGAAGCAAUGGCUUAUCCUCGACGCUCGGAUUUCGAAUGCGUGUUUCGCCCCGCCGGAUCCCCCGGACCUCCCCUCGGCAGAGGCGCUGGGAAGGGUUCGGGUGGAGGAGGAGGAGCAGUUGCACAGUUUUUUUCAUCUGAUCUGAAAAAUCAAUGUGAUCCGGAUGUUCUCGUGUGUCUGGGGUGGGAGAUCCACGCUAAGGCCAAGUACAUUACUCCUAAGCGCGUGCGAGUCUGGCGCGUUUGGCUCGCCGUGCAGCAUGCACUGGCUCGAGGGCGUCUCUCGGGCAGACAGCUGUCGCGACUGGUGGGGCACUGCGUCUCGAUGGGGCUGCUGAAAAGGGAGAGUCUUUCAGUGCUCAGCUCGGUGUACGCUUUCACUGCCAGGUACCCCGAUUCGUGCUCGGCCUUGUGGCCGUCAGUUGCUCGUGAAUUACAUUGGAUGCAGUCUAUGAUCCCGCUACUGUGUGCUGAGAUCUCUCUACCUACCUCCACGCGAGUAUUGUGUUGUGACGCGUCGGACUGGGGGAAGGGAGUGGUGCGCGCUCGUCUGCCCGCUCAUAUGCUCUCCGAGUUGGGCUCCUUCUCUGAAAGGUGGCGAUUUCGAGAACACGAAGGCAG
This is a messenger RNA of Prorocentrum cordatum, 2858 nucleotides long. The record is from the annotation of a GenBank genome assembly. NCBI's taxonomy places the organism in Eukaryota, Dinophyceae, Prorocentrales, Prorocentraceae.